GGAAAACGUCGGAGAAACACGGCCGUUGUCCUCAAAGCGACUACGUUUCCCAGACUUCAUAGCCCUUCCCUAUCAACCAAUCAACGCGCUUGGACAGUGUCACCUGACUACCCAACCCAGUUCAUGUGUUUUACUGCUUCCACCGCCAGUCGGUGCUUUGCUGUUUGGACUGGAGUAACCUGGAGGAGACACUACAGCGUUGAAGACUAUCAGGUAAACCAUCUGUAUUAUUCACAAUCUGGAUCUUUAGUAGACAGGUUUGCGUGUAUUCUGCGCGUUUAAUCCGUUGUUCACGUCGCUUUGUACUCGCUCAUAACAGUCAAACUCAAGCUAAAUUAAUAUGUUUGCCUUUCUGCCUAAUUAUCAACAACUGCUCUGAUUUCAAAGACCAAAACAAAAUGUUGCAUGAAACGUAAUACAGAAUUCACCGUUAUUACUGGUGACGCAAAAGCUAUAAUUUUGAUCAGGGUUAUAAUUUUCUUGUUUGGACUGAAUACCUUUUAAAAAUAGCAUUUUUGUACAGGCAGUGUGAUGGUAGUACUAAAAGCUAGCAAGCUACGACUUUGACAGAACAGGAGUUCACCAUAGUUUCAGCUGUCACCAAGCUAAACAAGCACACUAUCUCAGAUCUCACCAUUUUAUACCUUUUACCGUGACUUUCUUACUCGUCACAGGAACGAAAACCUGAUUCAUCAUUCUUGAACUUCUAUUUACUGCAUUUCAACGUUCAAAGCUUUAUUAUGUUAAUGUUUAGUGGCUUAAAACCCCAGGUAUUGUGUGGUUAGGCUCAUAGUUCCCUCACCUGGGAAGGAGCUUAACAAUUUCUUCACUAUGUUGUAACUCUGCUCUGAAUUUCUCAUUCAGUCUCGUUAACAUUUCUCAAGCAACCAAGAGAGAGAUCCUAUUCAUGAACAACAUUCUCAGACAAUGAGGCAGUGUCAGUUUAUUUAAGACAUGUGAGAAACAACAUCAGCAGAAGGGAAAUUUUCUACAUGAGAGAGCAAUUGUUCAAGUUAGUAAAACUCUGUAUUUAAUGAAGGAGCCCAGAGAUGUACUAAAGGUUUUGCUGAUAAUAUAAUCUCUAAUUUAAAUGGCUCCUUAUGUAAAAGGGGAAGUAGUAAAUAAUGCUCAGGCUCAGAGAUUACAUUUGCCAAUUGAGUGAACCAGUGCAACUGCAACUUACAUGUUAAAAGUGUUAAAAAAUCAGAGCCAAAACUCACAGUGAAUGUAUUUAUGUAGUAAAAAUGCUAUCAUGAAAUAUAUGCUUGCUCACUGUAUCUUGGCAUUUAGAUUGUUAGAGUGUUGUUUGUGUUGUUUUUUUCCAUUGGAUAGCUGUUUUCAGUUUAUCCAAUUCCUAAUCCAUUGAAUGACUAACCUGUCUUUGAGAUGGUAUUUUUUAAGUUGAUUUGAUAGCUGUAUGUAGUUUUCUGUGUCUUUGGUAUGUCAUGUUCCAGGACCAAUAUCUGAUAAUAAUAAUAAUAAUUAUUAUUAUUAUUAUUAUAAUAAUGGUAAUAAUAAUAACAAUAAUAAUAAUGAUAAUAAUGGUAAUAAUAAUAAUAAUAACUUUAUUCGUAUAGCACUUUUUAAAAAACAGAAGUUUACAAAGUGCUUUGACAUGAAGUCAUAGAGCACAUGGAAAAAGACAGAUAGCAACAAAAAGCUCAGUUAAAACGGAAUUGAAGGCCAUUUUCAUGUCAUAAGGAACCCAACAUAAAGUGAGACCAUGAGGACCAAAAUAAAAACAUAAAAUAGUUAAGAAAAAAAGGAAAAUGCAAUUAAAAGGGAGGAUGAAAGCGGAAACAGGAUAGUAAAUAUAAAAGACAAUAUCAACAAUGAUAAUAAAAUAACGGGUAAUACUGAUAAUAUUUAGGAAUGAUAAAAUAGAGCAACAGAAAUGAGCAAGAGAUAAAACAAUAAAAGGCCUAAAAGGUUAAUUAAGAAAAGAGUAGAAGUAUAACAAAAGCUAAAAAGACAGUAAAGCCGAAAUAAGAUGGAGGUAAAAGAGAUGAAAGAUGACCUGUAUGUUGUUGAAAGAAAAAGUUAGCAUGUUAUUCAUCGAAAGAUCAAUUUUUUGUAAGUUGUGUUUCAAAAAUGUAAGGUGUAACCACCCCUAGUGUUCUACUCUGGCCUAAUAUUUUAUAACAUCAACCUGCUGCUGAGUUUGACUUGUUUUCUGCUUUCACCUCUUCCAGUUCUACCUGCCCACAUCCAGCAACUCCUCAGCCAAAGUGACGAUUCUGAUUCCCUGUGAUAUCAGCCAGUAACAUGUCCAUGUUCAGCACAGGUAUCCUUGUGCUGACAUCUCCUCUCCACGUCCUGCCCUUACGCAUCGCCCCAGUCCUGAGCUCAGCUGCCGAGCGUGUGGAACGCACUCUCUAUGUCCACCUCCACCCUGGGUUAAACCUAGGGAGUGGGACUCAGCCUCGUCCAGUUUUCAUUCCACCCGUAGUGGACCUGUCAACUCUAAUUUCACGACUUUACAGCAAUGCAGCUGAUAUUUGUGGCCAUCUGGAUGUUCGUGUUUUGCUGACCAAUGUCCGCAACCAGCCAGCUUCCUGCAGUGGGACUGCAACGCCAAACUCUCCCUUUCCUACACCACAGUCUCUGUCUCAUUCACCAGAGGUAGUGCUAACAGACUUUCCUCUGCAGGACCCGGUACAGUCCCAUCAGGUCACGCAAUGUCUGCAAAAGUACACAGGCCACUGCUAUGUGUGCAGCCCCGGCCUGCGCUCAGUGCUGCUUCACCCACAAAUAAAGAAGCUGCAAGAAGAUGAGGAAGGGGUGAAAGAGCUUGAGGAGAAGGCAGAACCGUUGGCGACAUACAAUGAUGUGGUGGUAGGGGGAACGUUUGACCGCCUCCAUGGGGCCCACAAGACACUACUCAACAUUUCAUGCCUGCUAGCGAACAGACGGUUUCUUAUCGGUGUGUGUGACCAAGCAAUGCUAAAAAGUGAGUAUUUUAUAAUCACUGUAUAGAGAGAUGGUCAUGAUAGCUGACCGGCUCCAGUUAAGCCAUAAGCUCCACCCCCUCCAUGUUAACAGAUGGGGCAUGGGUCAGUUUGAAACUAAGAUACCCAUCAAGUAUUUUCUUCGAACAUGAUUUCUAUCACUUAAAUCAGUUAUUAUAUCACUUAUUGAUGUCCAUGUAUUCAUGUUAUGGGUUGCACAUCUUUGUAUUUAAUCAUUGCAAUGUUUUAUUUAGAAAUUUGCAUCAUGUAAGAUCUCUGAGGCCGAAUCUUCUUUUAUUUUCUAACUCCUCCAUUCAUUUAGAAAAAGUGUUAAAAGAGCUGGUCCAGCCUUACUCCCUGCGGGUGGAGAAACUACAUGAGUUCCUGAAGGACAUCAGACCCUCCCUGCAGGUGGAGAUCAUCCCCCUUGAUGAUCCCUAUGGGGUGUCCGUGGUAGACCCCUGGCUGCAAUGCAUUGUGGUUAGCGAGGAGACUAGAAAAGGGGGAGAAGCUGUCAACAGGAAACGCAUCGAGAAUGUAAGUUCCUGUACAGUGAUAACACAUGCAACUCAGUUCUUUUUCUGACACAUUAAACAUUACAGAACUGGACAGCCGAAGAACUUAGGUUAAUUUGUUUGAUGAUAUUAAUCUCGAUCUUUUUAUGCUAGCAUCAGUGUAGUAGAUGAGGGAAUUUUUAUCUUUUAUUGUGUAUUUUGAUACCUCAACAUUUUAUUUUCUCCUUUUUGUUUUUAAAUCAGGGCCUUCCUGCUCUUGUCCUCCAUGAGAUCCAGCUGCUUAAAGAUGCACACCACACUGAGACGGAGGAGGAGAAGAUCAGCUCCUCAAGUCUACGUUCUCGUCUUCUGGGCACCCUCCUUACUCCGCCUAAAGUAAGACAGUUUUAAAGGAUUUCAAUGCAGGACAAAGGACAUUUACUUUGGUGUUAUCAGACCUCGUUUUUUCACUAUCUUGGGCUUUUUAAAAGGGUCUGGUUCCUGUUAGGGUUUUUUUUAUCAUUACUUAUCUCAAGGUUCACAAAAAACUUCAUAACUUUGUGACUUUUACUCAACAGGUCCUUUUGAAAGUGUGUGCCAAAAAAACAGCAAGAACAAUUCAGUACACGUCUAUAGCUUUUAAAAGCUACAGUCACGACUGAGUUCAUCCGUGUCAAAUGGAAUUAAUUUUGUAAGGAUAAAGAAGCUCUGUACAACCUCCAGUCACAAAAAGUAAUCAUCAAAUUUGCUAAAAAGUCUAUUCAAUUUUUUAUUCAUUCAAAAUAUUAUCAAAUCAUUUUUUAUUCAUUCAAUUUGGCUGAGUCAUUCGUGGCAGCUUUUGAAUUUGAGAGAAAGACUGUUUUCAUCCUGAAAAGUCAGCUGAGCAUUUGAUAAGCAAGGGUCAAACUAUAAUGUGUAACUGUUCUCAUAGGAACCGGCCUGUUUAGGUAAAAAGUAACAGCGUUUUUUUCAGCAAGUCACAAAGUACAAUGUCUGGUGUUGAGAAUGUGAGUGUUGCUUGAACAAUUAACUCACUUUGUGUGUUCCUGUUGACAUGAUCAUUAUAACUAUUAUUUUAGACACAGUGAGCUCUCUGGCAGCGAAAGUGGAGAGAAAAAAUGAGCAAGUCUGACUGGUUUAUGAUGCUGUUUUAUCACCUGAGGUUGCAUGUAAAAGGUUAAACUUAACCCGUUCAUUUGUGAUGUUGACAGCUUGCAGAUUUUUACUCACCAACUCCUGCACCCUUUCACCUAUUUUUCUCACACUAGGACACAUGCCAUCUUCCGCCCCUUCCAUAUGUUAUCGGUCUGACGGGGGGAAGCGGCAGUGGGAAGAGCUCAAUUGCCAAGAGGCUGGAGGCAUUGAAUGCCGUCCGGGUAGACUGCGACAAGCUGGGCCAUGAGGUCUACCAGCCUGGGACUGCGGCUUAUCACAAGGUGCUGGAAGAGUUCGGGUCAGGUGAGGAGGAAACACUUUUCUGUCUGCUCUGACAGAUGUCUGUCAGCCCUGCCUUGUGAUUUAACACAUGAAAUGAAAGAUCAAAUGAAGGAUGAUGACCUUUUAUGUUUUUAGUUUUUAAACACAUGAGUGAUUGAAAGGUUAGAACAUGAUGACUCUAAUAUGAUUCAAUGAAAGUUGACAGGAUGUCUUCUGGCUUUUGGCACAGUGACAGAUAAACAGAGUGCCAAUAGUUGGAGGUUAAAAUUACACAUUCAAAAGGCCAUGUGUGUCCAACUCCUCUGAAAACAUAUGAUGGCUGAGUUGUAGCGAUUUGUAAAACCCUUUGUAUGUAUUUUCUUCUACAGUAUUUACAUACAUUUCAAGGUUAAAAAUGGUCAAUUUUCCAACUUCUGUAUCGUUGAAAAAAUACAGUCAAGACUAUUUUCAUUGAAUGUCUAAAAAGAGUUGACACAGCUGGGCGAGGAAGCUGAUUCUUGACACAGCAUGUGUUUGUUAUUUCUUGGUCGCAGAGGGUUGCGAUGAGAACCAGGUCAUUGUCAGAGACGCAUCUUUGAUCACAGACUCUGGCAGGCGAACUUUAAUCAUAUCAGUUCACAGUGAGAAUUCUGCUUUAUUUAACGACAAAGAAAUUACCAAAACUCUAAUGGUGUAAGAGACUCAAGGCAAAAAACUCAGUCAGGUGCAGCAGUGAUUCACUGUUAGUGGAAACAGCCAGGUAAAUGUGAGUAAAAAUAGCUUAGAGAUCUUAGGGUUUAACAGCUCUAUGCUGCUCACACUUUAAGUUUAACUGACCAUUUUCAGUGGGAGGAAUAUCCCAUCAUGAAAACAGAUUCACCAUAGAGACAUUUAGUGAAAUUCUUACAAAAGAGUACUGAAAAAUAAUAACCAGGGCCCAUCAGUUCAAUUCUGAUCAUGAGCAACAAAUAUGACUUGUAUAAUAUCCAAUGCAUUGCAUUGUAAAUAAUGAUAUGGUGUUUCUUUUAUUCGCUUUUAGAUCUACUUAACGAAGAUAAAACUAUCAACAGACGUGCAUUAGGAAGGAAGGUUUUUGGAAACCCGGUAAUGUAACAAGUAGCUUUAAAAUGUUUCAGCACUUUCAAAUUGCAACAUGACUUUUUAGAUGACACCACUGUGAGCUGGCAAUUCACCAAAGACAUUGUUUUUUAUUUAGGAGCGGUUAAAAGCCCUUACAGAUAUUGUGUGGCCUGAAAUCGCACUGUUGGCGAAAGAGAGAAUCAGCCAAGCAAGAGAGGAAGGUUUGUGUGAAGGUUUAUUUUGUCAAUGUAUUUUAUAGUUCAUGGACUACAGCAAGACUGUUUCCUUUGUGUUUGAUGAGAUUCAUCAAGUGAUUAAAUGAUGUUGUGUGAAUUUUUUAGGUAAACAGGUUUGUGUUUUGGAUGCUGCAGUCCUCCUAGAGGCUGGGUGGACAGACAUGGUCCAUGAGAUCUGGGUCACAGUCAUCCCCGAGGAGGAGGUUUGUACCAGCAAUCCUUAAUUUGAUGAACAGGGAGUCAUUCAAGCUUGAGUGACUGAGCAAAAUCAAGCAGUUAAAUGACCUCAAUAUCCUGUUAUGUAAUAUAGAGAGUUCUAUGUGAACUAGGUGGACAAUCAGUCUUUGGAUUUGGCAAAGGAGAGAGACAGCAUUCUUCUGUUGAGGCCAGUGAAUCGAAAAAGGAUGGGAAGAGAAGUGGACAUUUUUAAAGAUUUAGUGUUUUCAUGGAGCUAUUCAUCCCUGCAACCACUGGAGGGUGCCAAAGUUUGGUAUUUUGGAUAUUCUACACCCACUGGCCUUAUCAGUGGAUGAAAAAGUGGCACAAAAAGUGGAGAUAGCAUCAGUGUUUAAAAAGAGAGAGAAAUAUAUGAAGUGUCUUGAUACUGCAGUCUGCCAAAUGGUCAGCAGGGGGCAGCUGAACUAAUUGCAAGAAGAAGUUGGGGGUCUAUGAAAAAAGGGUGACAUGGCCUUACUUCUCACCUGACAUACAUCUUUUAUAGAUUUUUCUUAUUGAAAGAGCCACAAUGACAAACUCAAUCCUUAAAAGUGACUUUACAAAACCGUGGUUGAGCGCAACUACUCUGAAUAUUAACCUCUUUAAUGUAGUCUUUAGUUUUAAUAAAUAAACAACAACAACCUUGUGCCUUCACUCUCUCUCUGUCUCUUUCUUUCUCUGUCUCUCAGGCAGUCUUGAGGAUAAAAGAGCGAGAUGGUAUUAGCACAGAGGAUGCCCUGCGCAGGCUGCAGAGCCAAUGGUCCAAUGAAAGGCUGGUCGAGCACGCCAAUGUAGUUCUCAGCACGCUGUGGGAGCCAGAGGUCACUCAGAGACAGGUCAGACACUCAACAUGUCAACUGAUUUGGGUUUAUAGAUUGUACUUUUUGGUAACUUUGUUGUCGUCUAUCAUUUAAAGGUACUAAAAGCUUGGAGUCUUCUUCAGAAAAGAAUCCAGCAGAGACAGGAGGGCCAGUAGAAACAUGUCUGUGUCUACACAUCAUGGCAGCUGUGACUGAGUUGCUCAGAACAAACGGGUGUCAGGUUCAGUGACACUGAUCCACAUGAGGAAAUGCUGCCUUCGAAAGAAGUGUGAAUGGUUUUUGUGCCAUUGCAGCACACCUAACACGCUCCUUCACUUCUUUGCCUGAGAUUCAGUGCCUGGUAGAAUAUCUGUGUUUUUAAAAACUCUAGUUUUAUUCUAAGAUGUUAUAUUGAAAGGUGUAUGAAUAAGGAAAAGGGGAAUUUCUUGAAUUAUCCCACUAAAUACUUUGGGAAUGCAGAAAAUGAAAUGUUUGGGAUUAACCAGGUGUACUAUUACUCCAAGAGCUGUAGGUCAGUUGUCGUCCAAAGAUAUGUUUUAUGAAUAGAAAGACUUUAAAUCGAUACUAUAUGAUAUUGGACAAUAUGUUAGCUGACAACACUUCCAUGUCUUUUAAGAAUAAUGUAAAUGAAUGUAGCUUACUAAAGCAACUAUGGGAAAGGGAAAGGUGAGAUGCCAUACUUAAAGAUUGUAUGAUUGUUGUUGGUGAAUCAUGGUUAUGCGUCUUUAUUUUGAGGGAAUAGAGCCUAUAUACCAUUUAAGUAUUAUAUAAUGAUUUAUGAUUUACCAAGCAAAGUUUGGUAGAAAUAUCUGCCAUAGAUUAGAAUAUUUUGUAAUGUCACUAAAAGAGAUUGACAGAACAUCGAGUAAUAAAGAAAAGACAAUAAAUAUGCUUUUAUAUCUUCAACUGGUUUGUCUAUCUGUGGGAAAAUAUCUCAAUUUGUGGAAUCAACAUCCUACAGGAAAGCUUUUA
Xyrichtys novacula (pearly razorfish) is the source of this 8183-nucleotide messenger RNA. The record is from the annotation of a GenBank genome assembly. NCBI's taxonomy places the organism in Eukaryota, Metazoa, Chordata, Actinopteri, Labriformes, Labridae.